Molecule: messenger RNA, 521 nt
Organism: Phytophthora sojae
Lineage: Eukaryota; Oomycota; Peronosporomycetes; Peronosporales; Peronosporaceae
Exons: 2
Coding region: 57-317 (86 amino acids)
Source: RefSeq, a predicted model, not a curated record
GCGCAAGUGCCCCUCGACCAGAUCCAGCGAACCCCCAGAAUCCAAGCCAAGCCGCGAUGUCCAAGACCUCCUCCGUUGACGCCGAGUCGCCGACCAAGUCCGAGUGCCUGGAGCUGUUCCGCGCGCUGAAGAACAAGGACGAGCUGUCGCGCUCGUGCAAGGAGAUCAUGCAGAUGAUCACGGCCAACGACAAGGGCGUGAUGGAGAGCGAGCCGCUCAACACGUACGGUGGCGCCCGCACCCGCAAUGGCAUCAGCCACGCCGCGCUGCAGCGCCGCUUCACGGGCAAGAUGUCGGGCGUCAGCCUCUCGGGAUAAGCGGGGGCGAGACCCCCCGAAUCCAGUCGAGUCGAGCCCAGCCCCACUCGUUGCGUAGCCUCCAUCACCAGUCAUAUGUAGUCAGGAGGAGAACCAUGUAGAGGGGACAACCUAGCCAGGGGCGGCCGGUGUCGUGUAUGAUCCCCUCACGAAGUCUCUAAACCCCCACAAACUUCAAUAUGAAAACACCAAUGACCCAUUUUC